AGUGCUUGCGGCUCCAGCAAAGAAAGACACACCGAAGAGCCGCCUUGACCGCAAAGAGAUGGCAGGCGAGCAAACACCUUUAAUGGAUGAGCGAGCUGCGAACCCCGAUGAGUCUGGCUCGGGCUUUGGGCUGUUGGCAGUCAUCCUCAUCGUCCCUCGACUGGUUGGCGCUGGCAUUGGCUUCGGCAUCUACAAGCUGGGAGACACUGUGAAAUAUGACCUCCACUUGGCGAAGCUCCAACACGAUGCCUAUGGAUUUUUCUUUGUGAGCAUCUACCUUUUCUCCUUCAUGGUCCACUUCAUCAAUGUGUUCCCUAUGGUCUACAAAGGCAAGAUCAUGAAACAAGAUGCAGGCAACUUGAGGGCCAACAUGCUGAUCUACCGAACCCUGGGCUCGGACAGUAAACAGCAAGUGAUCUUAGAGGAAGAUGGCCCUGUGGGCGAGUACAAUCGUGCCAACCGCUCGUUGGGGCACUUCGUGGAAAACUCCGCAGGGGCGAUGCUUUGCAUGCUCCUGGCGGGGUACGUUUUCCCCUUCCCUGCUGCUGUGCUGGUGGUGAUCCUGCUGCUGGGCCGCAUCGUCCAUCAGAUUGGCUAUGCCUCGAGCUAUGGCAAGCAUGCACCCGGUUUCAUGCUGCACAUGAUUGGAGCGGUUCCGUGCUCAGAAGUGGGGGAACGACAGGGGUGCCAGUCCGAAAAAGGGUGCCAUCAUGCGGCAUAUUUGUAUCUCACUGUCGUUGUAGAGUGGUUGGAGGUGGUUGGAGAGGGGGCAUCCACCUACAGAUCGCUCCCUUCCCUCCCUUCCCUCCUUAGGCACUUCGGUUUUUCCUGAGCCCGAGCAAGGGUGUGGCCUGCUUCCAUUGAUAGCGAGUGACAAGGCAUGAUCCAAUUCCUUAUGAACAGGUCCUUCAUUAGUGGGCUCCUGAACAUUUCAGAUUUGUGAUGUAUUGUAGGACACAGCACUGCAUGACGGUGGAUGUUCUCUCCGCCCUUCCAAAAAGGAGUGAUCCCUCUUGGCUCUUGGACGUCCUGGUCCUUCCCCCGCCCUUCCUAGGCUGGCUUGGAAGGUUUGGUGCUCAUGUCCGCCUAUCAUCUGCUGUUCUGAGACUGAGACUUCGGUCCAGUCCUAGCGAAGCCCGCGGUUUGCAUCGAAGCCAUGCGAUCGCGAGGGCCCGGCGAUGGGCGAUGCCUGGAUGGGCGAAAACGAGGCACUGCUAGGGAGACCUGAAGGUUGC
Messenger RNA from Durusdinium trenchii, 1235 nucleotides. Lineage: Eukaryota; Dinophyceae; Suessiales; Symbiodiniaceae. The record is from the annotation of a GenBank genome assembly.